UGUACCUGAGAGGAAGGGUAAGUUGAGUUGAGGGUGCGCUUCGUUCGUACUGCCAAUGCCAAAUGCGUGCAAUAUAGUCGAUUGCUUCUUCAUUCUCUGCUUUAGCCCACACAAUAUCGUGGUUUCUCAUCAGCGUCUUGCGCUAACUUGAUAUCGUGCAAUUCGCUUUUGUAGGUUUUCAAAACACUUCAGUUGAACAUUUUGAUAUUCAGACCAAUCCCUAGGGAGUUACCAUAUUGAUAUCUUUAUAGCAUUAUGGGUGAAUUUACAAUUCAGAUUAGCAAUGACCUUGUUGAUAAGCUUGUUGACGAACCAGUGAUAAAGAAGAAAACAAGAAGGGUCAGACGUAAAGUAGCACGAGAGACUGAAAAUCCCCAAUCUAAUGUAGCUGGAAAAACUGAGACUGCACCUGCUCCAGGGUGGCCAGUGCAGCCCCCUUUGUUUCUACCUGCAAUAGUGCCUGUACACCCUUCCCAUUCAGAGUUAGAAGGCAUUCGAUCUGUGCUUCAGGAAAGUGAGAAGGUUUUGGAAAGAUUGCAGAACCAAGAGGAGAUCUUGUUGCAGGAAGUAACCCAAAAGGCAAAGGAACUCCAUGAUAAAGAGUAUAAGCUUCCAAACCCAAAGCCUGAGCGUUGCAUGGCUGAGAGGCUUGCUUCGUUAGCUUGUUACAAGGAACAUAUCAAGGACCCUUUGAAAUGUGCUGGAUUUGUUACCAAUUUUGCAGAUUGCUUACGUAGGCUUGGCCCUUUAGGUAACAAAUAAGCUAUACUGAGAAGUUCUUUAUAAGGAAAUUCAUGUGAAAGAAAUGCAAAUAAACUUGUAAACUACAUACUGACAAACAUUUUGUUGCUGCCAAUUUUGUGUAACAUUUCAUUCUCAAGUAAUGUUGAACUGUUUUCUUUUUUUGAAAACAUCAUUGAACUGUUUUAUAGUUCAGAGUAAGUGACUUUGUCUGUUUGAGAUUUGAACA
Cicer arietinum (chickpea) is the source of this 970-nucleotide messenger RNA. RefSeq lists its product as uncharacterized. The record is from RefSeq and is a predicted model, not a curated record. Lineage: Eukaryota; Viridiplantae; Streptophyta; Magnoliopsida; Fabales; Fabaceae.